Messenger RNA from Paramisgurnus dabryanus, 2199 nucleotides. Lineage: Eukaryota; Metazoa; Chordata; Actinopteri; Cypriniformes; Cobitidae. The record is from RefSeq and is a predicted model, not a curated record.
CGUCAACAACCAGGAUGCAGCGUCACACAAUUUCCUGCAAAGGUGCUUUGGAGUUUUUGAGAAGAUAAUGCAUUCGUUCAAAUCUUCAGUUCUGAUCAAGAGCACACAAACCAGUCACCUGGGAUCAUCUGUCUCUGGACUUUACAGGUGAACAUGGCUGGCCAGGUUUCGAAUCUCACGAUGUUCGAGGAAAGCAAUUUAACCACCAAUGAAACGUGUCCGAUUUUUGAUGGCAUACUGUAUCCCUUCAUACCCAUUGGCUACAUCAUCAUCUGUUGUAUGGGACUGCUCUGCAACACCGUCACCCUCUACAUAUUUUUCCUCCGACGGCACGCCGACUCUUCCAUGGCCGUGUAUAUGCGUCACCUCGCAUUGGCCGACACUCUCCUGGUCCUGUGUUUGCCACUGCGGAUCUACUACCACAAUAAAGAAGGUCCCUAUUAUUUGUGCAAGGUGGUGGGCAUCUUCUUCUACAUUAACAUGUAUUCCAGCAUCCUGUUCCUCAGCCUUAUCAGCUUGGAUCGCUACUUAAAAAUCAUCAAGCCCGUUUGGGUGUUUCGUAUCCAGAAGACAAGCUGGAGCCAAAUGGUAAGCUAUACCAUCUGGGUGAUCCUCAUAUCGGGAACGAGUCCUUUCUUCGUGAGCAGCAACCAGUCACAUCCAUGCAACAAGAUCUGUUUUCACUUCCACAGCAAGGGGGUUCUCGGUGGCAUUAUAAACCUUACUACCGUGGUGCUUUUCCUUAUUUUUUACGUGGCCUUUCUUUGCUUUUAUGGUAAGAUCACUAAUAAAAUUAGGACUAUGUCCAUUGGAAAUGGUGAGCCUAAGGGACAAAGUCGCAAAAAGUGGAUCAUCGUAAAGACUUUCCUGGUACCGGCGAUUUUUACGCUAUGCUUCUUACCUUACCACGCAGUACGUAUCCCGUAUGUUCUGGCACAAAUGAGUGUGAUAGGAGAUCUUGGGAGCAAACAAAUGUUGCACAUCUUAAAUGAGAGCACCUUGCUAUUGUCCACACUUAAUAGCUGCCUAGACCCAGUUAUCUAUUAUUUCUUAUCAAAAGCUUACAGGAAAACCAUACUGUGUGCUAUUCAGGGCGAGUUUAAAAACAUGUAUGCUUUAAACAGACGAAGGAUCAGCAUAAACCGCUCACUCACUGAAAUUUAGCUUAACAGAUCGCUUGCAGUCAUUUGAUACCUAUAAAUAAAGAUCAACAAUGCUGUCACUGGGGCAGUACCCUGUCAAAAAUGACACUUUUCCCCUUUGUGAGUUUUUAUAAGUACCCCAAAGGUACAUAUCGGUACCAAAUGUAUACAUAUAUGUACCUAUUAGGUACCACCCCAGUGACAUGCAGCUUGCAUUUUUGUCUUUUUUUUUCUGACAGUAUAUAGAUAUAGAAUGGAACCUUUUUUUAAUUUUCCUUAAUGGCUUUACUUUGAAGAGUAAAAAAUUUGUCUUACGUUUCAUUCACGACAUUCCCAUGCCUCCAUUUGUGGAAUUUCAAAAGUUUUCUUUUUAAUAUUUGGAUGACUUUAUCAUUACUCUAAAACUAAAAAAAGAAUAGUUUAAUAUUAUUAAUAAAAAUGAGUGUGUCCAAAUGUUUAACUGGUAGCGUAUGUGUAGUAAUGUAAAUACAGAAUACUUUAUAUAUACUGACUGUAGCAUUUAUUGUAUAUUUGUGUAUAGAUAUAUUAAAGCUUUAUCAGAUUUUUCAUAACCAUAUUAAAAUUUUACUCAUAGCUUUGUUUUUGUGAAAUAGUGUUAUUAAUUUAUAGAAAGAAUAACGUAUAUUUUUGCUAGUUAUGAGUGUGAAGUAUAAAAUGACCUUUGCAAAUGUCACAGAUCUUCCACGGAUGUCAUAGCUCAACAGUGUUGUUUUGUGAUUUUUUUUUGUGGUGGUGAUGUAUGUGUUAGCCACAUUAAACAUUGAAGCAACUUAGUUUAUUAAUGGGAAGUUAAAUGCACUUUUUGUUUAAUCUAUAUUUAUUUAAAAAUACUUUUUUUAUUUGAAUUUUGCACCUGAGAGCCUAUCAGUUAUUGAAUAUUGUACUUUUUUAAGUUACCUGAACAGAAAUACUAAGGUGGUAGUUGUUUGAUUUUGUGUGUCUUUUUUUUAAUGCAUUACUGGCUUACUGUAUCUUUAUGUGUACAUGCAUACAUGCCUGUAAUCUGUAAGUUAUUACAUUAACAUGUUGUGAAAAU